This is a messenger RNA of Beauveria bassiana ARSEF 2860, 261 nucleotides long. RefSeq lists its product as uncharacterized. The transcript is spliced from 4 exons. Bases 1 to 261 code for a protein of 86 amino acids. The record is from RefSeq and is a predicted model, not a curated record. NCBI's taxonomy places the organism in Eukaryota, Fungi, Ascomycota, Sordariomycetes, Hypocreales, Cordycipitaceae.
AUGCCCGUUCCCUUCGAGACUCUACUGCCGUACGCCAUCAUGAUUGCCAUGUUUGGCGCCACGGGAACCGGACUUGCUGCUAUCCGAACGUGGCAGAACGACGGCAAGCGUCCUCGCUACUCACUCGACCAGUGGGAUAAGCAAAUGAUGGAGCGCGAUAACCGUCUCACAGGGAGACCGCGUGGGCAAACGGACAAACCUGACGCUCCGUUCGGCUUCGAGUACUCAAAUGGCUGGAAGCUUGAGAAGCGCUACAAUUAG